Molecule: messenger RNA, 1437 nt
Organism: Dioszegia hungarica
Lineage: Eukaryota; Fungi; Basidiomycota; Tremellomycetes; Tremellales; Bulleribasidiaceae
Product: putative glutamate carboxypeptidase protein
Exons: 10
Coding region: 1-1437 (478 amino acids)
Biological process (GO): proteolysis
Molecular function (GO): metallodipeptidase activity
Source: RefSeq, a predicted model, not a curated record
AUGGCCGCUGAAGCUUCCAACUUUUUGAAAUACGUGGAUGAGCACGAGGAGGACUUUAUCCAGCGUUUGGCCAAGGCCGUCUCUAUCCCCUCCGUCUCCGGCAACAUCGGCUACAUCAAGGAUGUCGAAGCAAUGGCCGAGUGGCUCCUCCAGCAGCUCAUCAGCCUUGGCGUGAAGGCCGAGAAGAGGGCGAUCGGGCAGCACAAGCUCGAGGGCAAGGACGUCGACCUCCCGCCUGUCAUCAUCGGCCAGCUCGGGAACGACCCGAACAAGAAAACACUUCUGAUCUACGGGCACUACGAUGUUCAGCCCGCGCUGUACGAAGACGGCUGGCACUACCCGUGUUUCGAGCUCACGCAGGAUCCGAGCGGUUCGGGCCGGAUGUACGGGCGUGGGUCGACCGACGACAAGGGACCGAUCAUGGCUUGGUUGAACGUGCUCGAGGCUCACCAGAAGCUGGGCAAGGAGCUUCCCGUCAACCUCAAGAUGUGCUUUGAGGGUAUGGAGGAGAACGGGUCCGAGAACCUCGACAAGUUCAUCGAGUCGGAGAAGAACGGCUUCUUCGCUGGCGCCGACUGCAUGUGCAUCUCAGACAACUACUGGCUCAACACCGAGACUCCGUGCCUCACCUACGGUCUCCGCGGUAUCAACUACUACGAAAUCCGCGUCAACGGUCCUGACCGAGACCUCCACUCGGGUGUCUUUGGCGGAACGAUCCACGAGCCCAUGACUGACUUGAUCCUCCUCAUGUCCAAGCUCGUCACUCCCGCCGGCGAGAUCCUCAUCCCGGGCCUCAAGGACCUCAUUGCGCCCGUCACGGACGAGGAGCGUGAAAAGUUCGAGGCGAUCCACUUUGGCGUCAAGGACAUCCACGCGGCCGUCGGCGGUGAUCAGACAUUGACGAACGACAAGGUCACGACGUUGAUGGGACGGAUGAGGAACCCGAGCUUGAGCUUGCACGGUAUCGAGGGUGCUUUCUCUGCGACCGGCUCCAAGACCGUCAUCCCCUGCUCGGUCAAGGGCAAAUUCUCCAUCCGUCUCGUACCCAACCUCACCAUCAAGAGCGUCACCGACCUCGUCGUCAAGUACCUCGACGCCGAGUUCAAGAAGCUCGGGUCCAAGAACAGGUGCGAGGUUGUGCUCGGUCACGGAGGCGAGCCCUGGAUGGCGGACUUCACCCACUACUCGUACCGUGCUGCACACAAGGCGACCGAGGAUGUGUACGGGCAGGCGCCGGACUACACUCGGGAAGGAGGCUCCAUUCCUGUCACUCUCGACUUUGCCGACAUUCUCGGCUUGAACGUUCUCCUCCUCCCCGUCGGACGUGGUGAUGACGGCGCGCACUCAACCGACGAGAAGCUCGACAGGGACAACUACAUCCGCGGAACCAAGCUGCUCGGGUCGUACAUGUACGAGCUGGCUGCGAUCUCCAAGUAG